AUGAACGCCACCACGACGUCGUUCCGCUCCAUUCUCGAGAAGCCCCUCAACCAGCUCACAGAGGACGACAUUUCUCAGCUCACCCGCGAAGACUGCCGCAAAUACCUCAAAGAAAAAGGAAUGCGGAGGCCUUCGUGGAACAAAUCGCAGGCGAUCCAGCAAGUUAUUUCCCUCAAGGCUCUGCUGGAGCCCAACGACGAUUCCGGCGCCGGAGCGCUCAGACGGAUUGUCGUUUCGCCUCAUACAACCACCCCGCGCGCGGCUUCGAAUUCAGCCGGUUCGGCCAAGGAAGCGAGUGCCGAUGUCCAGGUUUCCGUGUCAGCCGACGAACCGGUGCCGUAUCAGAAACCGGUUCAGGAGGACCGGCCAGCCGAUGCCGAUACUAAGGCCAUCAGUCCAAGAAAUCAAUGUACAACUGAUGCAUCAGUUAGGCAAAUGACAAUUUUCUACUGCGGCAAGGUGAAUGUAUAUGAUGGAGUGCCACCUGAUAAGGCACGGGCAAUCAUGCACCUUGCGGCAAGGCCCAACCAUUUGCCUCUGGACAAUCAAUUUGGUGGUACUGCGGCACACAGAUCCUUACGAUGCCAAUUUCAGACUGCUGGAGACAAAGAUGGCUUUCUCCCUCCGAGUGCCACAUUCUCUCAGGCCAUGCAAACAGAGAAGAUCGGUGAAUAUACUCAGCAGUACUGGGAGAAAGGGAACAGCACUCGAGAUCCUGAUGCAGAGGGCCAGGCAAGCAGAAAAGUCUCGUUGGAGAGAUAUCGUGAAAAGCGAAAAGACAGGGGAAGAUUAAAGAUUAAGAAAAAUAUUGGAUCGAGUUCUAGCUUGGAGGUCUUUUUGAAUCAUCAACUUAGGACACAUACCUCAAAUGGUAAUUCAAGUCAGAGUGGCACAAGCUCUCCACCCCAGCCUGGGCUGCUACAAACAGCUGACAAUCAGCCAAAGAGUCUGUGUCUUCCCGUUGACCUAAAUGACAAGGGAGGAGAAUUCUCUUUUUGGACUGGUAUGGCUUUGAUCAGUUUUCAAAACGCCGAGCUGGAAAGCGAGUCAGCCAUGGCGAUCGAGGCGUGGUUCAUGGACGAGAGCGAUGAAGACCCAAGGCUUCCUCACCAUCGCAACCCCAAAGAGCUUGUUCCCUUGGACCAUUUGGCAGAGCUUGGUGUGCUCUACUGGCGCUUGAACCCAAAGGACUAUGAGAAUGAUCAACAACUUCGCAGCAUUAGAGAAACCAGGGGAUAUAAUUACAUGGAUUUGCUUGAUAUAUGCCCAGAGAAAUUGGAGAAUUAUGAGGAGAAGUUGAAGAACUUUUAUACAGAGCACAUACAUGCUGAUGAGGAGAUACGCUACUGUUUAGAAGGAAGUGGGUACUUUGAUGUCAGAGACAAGAAUGACCGCUGGAUUCGAAUCUGGAUUAAGGCUGGUGACCUUAUCAUUUUGCCUGCUGGGAUUUACCACAGGUUCACCCUUGAUACUAGCAACUAUGUUAAGUUGAUGAGGUUGUUUAUGGGAGAGCCUGUUUGGAUUUCGUACAACCGGCCGCAGGAAGAUCAUCCGGCUAGGAAGGAGUAUAUAGAGAGCUUCACUAAGAAAGUGGGAGUGGCAUUGGAAGCUCAUUGA
Messenger RNA from Prunus armeniaca (apricot), 1617 nucleotides. The record is from the annotation of a GenBank genome assembly. NCBI's taxonomy places the organism in Eukaryota, Viridiplantae, Streptophyta, Magnoliopsida, Rosales, Rosaceae.